GAUGAUCACUGGUGACGACCUAGAAUACCAUGAUGACCAUGUUUGUGAGAAAGAGACUCCAGUAAAGUUGACAGGGGUAGAUACCCUGGAGUACUACAAUGACAGCCCAGCAGGUCAGACACCUGACUAUGAUGAUGUCACUGACAACCAGACCAAUGACUAUGAUGAUGUCACUGACAGCCAGACCAAUGACUAUGAUGACGUCUCUGAGCAGCAUCACCCUGACUCUCAGCCAGAUCUCCACCACAGUCACCCUGUAGGACACAUGACUGAGCUGUCGUUCGUCCAACAAGGGGGGGCUGCCUAAUGAUGACGUCGUUAUAUAUGACAAUGUGGGGGAGGG
Brienomyrus brachyistius is the source of this 343-nucleotide messenger RNA. Its product is annotated as GRIP and coiled-coil domain-containing protein-like. Lineage: Eukaryota; Metazoa; Chordata; Actinopteri; Osteoglossiformes; Mormyridae. The coding region runs from base 2 to 307 and encodes 101 amino acids. The record is from RefSeq and is a predicted model, not a curated record. The transcript has 3 exons.